This is a messenger RNA of Chelmon rostratus (copperband butterflyfish), 1821 nucleotides long. It is a transcript of the gene cpne4b, whose product is annotated as copine IVb. Gene Ontology annotation, cellular component: plasma membrane. The transcript has 16 exons. Gene Ontology annotation, biological process: cellular response to calcium ion. Bases 1 to 1821 code for a protein of 606 amino acids. Gene Ontology annotation, molecular function: calcium-dependent phospholipid binding. The record is from RefSeq and is a predicted model, not a curated record. NCBI's taxonomy places the organism in Eukaryota, Metazoa, Chordata, Actinopteri, Chaetodontiformes, Chaetodontidae.
AUGGCGCUGACGGACUGUGCCGGGAGGCCGGUGGUCCCUGGGUACGGUGCGCUCUAUGCGCCCCCGAUGGAGCCAGCGGAUUACAAACUCCAGUUAAGUGGCGCACCGUCCUCCUCCUCCACCCCAUCUUUCACCCAGAUGUGCGAUUGUGUGUUCAGCAUGAGCAACAUCUACGAGUCUGCAGAGGCCACGUUGGGCUUCAUCAGCUCUCCGUGCCUCACCAAAGUGGAGCUGAGAGUUGCCUGCCGGGGCAUCUCGGACCGCGACGCUCUCUCCAAACCCGACCCCUGCGUGGUGCUGAAGAUGCAGUCACACGGCCAGUGGUUUGAGGUUGACCGUACAGAGGUGAUUCGUAGCAGCAGCAGCCCAGUCUUCUCCAAGAUCUUCCUGGUGGAUUACUACUUUGAGGAGGUGCAGAGGCUCCGCUUUGAACUUCAUGACAUCAGCUCUGGCAACAAUGGCCUCCGUGAUGCUGACUUCCUGGGAGCCAUGGAGUGCACCUUAGGACAGAUCGUCUCUCAGAGGAAACUGACCAAAGCUCUACUCAAGCAGGGAAACACUGCUGGAAAGUCUUCAAUAACGGUGACAGCAGAGGAAUUGUCUGGCAAUGACGAUUACGUUGAACUCUCCUUCAGCGCUCGCAAGUUAGACGACAAGGAUUUUUUCAGCAAAUCAGACCCUUUCCUGGAGAUCUUUAGAAUAAACAAUGACGGGACCGAGUCGCUCGUCCACAGAACUGAGACGGUCAUGAACAACCUGAGCCCGGUUUGGAAAUCCUUCAAAGUUUCCUUGAACACACUCUGCAGUGGUGACCAUGACAGGGAGCUAAAGUGCACAGUUUGGGACUGGGACUCUAACGGCAAACAUGACUUUAUUGGGGAGUUUCAGACCACCUUUAAGGAGGUGCGAGCAGAGCAGGAGGGCAAACAGAUUCAGUGGGAGUGCAUCAACCCUAAAUACCAGUUGAAGAAGAAGAAUUACAGAAACUCUGGUGUGGUCAUCCUCAACCACUGUAAGAUCAUCAAAAUGUAUUCCUUCCUGGAUUACAUCAUGGGAGGCUGCCAAAUUCAGUUCACAGUGGCGAUAGACUUCACAGCGUCCAAUGGGGAUCCCAGAAACAGCUGCUCCCUCCACUACAUCCACCCCUACCAGCCCAACGAGUACCUCAAAGCGCUGGUGGCGGUAGGGGAGAUCUGCCAAGACUAUGACAGCGAUAAAAUGUUCCCUGCGUUUGGUUUUGGAGCUCUGAUACCACCUGACUUCAAGGUUUCGCACGAUUUCGCCGUGAACUUUGAUGAGGACAAUCCUGAAUGUGCUGGGAUCCAAGGCGUGGUGGAGGCCUACCAGAAUUGCCUCCCCAAGAUCCAGCUGUACGGGCCCACCAACAUAGCCCCAAUCAUCCAGAAGGUGGCCUCGUCCGCCUCCGAGGAGAUGCACACCAAAGAGGCCAUGGAAUACUUCAUCCUGCUGAUCCUGACAGAUGGCGUCAUCACCGACAUGGCGGACACGCGAGAGGCCAUCGUGCACGCCUCCCACCUGCCCAUGUCCGUCAUCAUCGUCGGCGUGGGCAACGCAGACUUCACGGACAUGCAAAUACUGGACGGGGACGACGGGAUCCUUCGUUCACCGAAGGGCGAGCCGGUCCUCCGUGACAUCGUCCAGUUUGUCCCCUUCAAGGAUUUCAAACACGCUUCCCCAGCCGCACUGGCUAAGAGUGUUUUGGCAGAAGUUCCGAACCAGGUGGUGGAUUACUACAACGCUAAAGGCAUCAAACCCAAGUGCAUGUCAGACUUCGAAUCCACAAGAACCUUCAGCCCCUGA